This is a messenger RNA of Trametes versicolor FP-101664 SS1, 2841 nucleotides long. RefSeq names its product FTHFS-domain-containing protein. The record is from RefSeq and is a predicted model, not a curated record. Gene Ontology annotation, biological process: tetrahydrofolate interconversion. Lineage: Eukaryota; Fungi; Basidiomycota; Agaricomycetes; Polyporales; Polyporaceae. The transcript has 12 exons. Bases 1 to 2841 code for a protein of 946 amino acids. Gene Ontology annotation, molecular function: ATP binding; formate-tetrahydrofolate ligase activity; methylenetetrahydrofolate dehydrogenase (NADP+) activity. Gene Ontology annotation, cellular component: cytosol.
AUGGCCACCACCGCACAGGGCGCGAAGAUCAUCGAUGGCACUGCAGUAGCCAAAUCUAUCCGCGAGGAGGUCGCGGGGAAGAUAAAGUCUCUGCAGUCGCAGUACCCCCGCUUCCGCCCCAGCCUUGCCAUCAUCCAGGCUGGCGAGCGCCCGGACUCGUCGGUCUAUGUGCGCAUGAAGGCCAAGGCGGCCGAGGAGGUCGGCAUCGAGUUCAAGCACGUGAAGGUCCCUGAGGAGGCCGAAGUGGCUGAGGUUGUCGAAAUUGUAAAAAAGCUGAACGAGGACGAAAUCGUUAGCGGUAUCCUCGUUCAACUCCCUCUUGGGUCUCACGUCGGUGCCGAUGGCGAGCGCACCGUUACUGAGGCGGUCAGCCCUGAGAAGGACGUCGACGGAUUCCAUGCAUACAACAUCGGCCACCUCUCGUCUCGUGCCUCCGACCCCCUGUUCACUCCGUGCACUCCUUCCGGCGUUAUUCGUCUUCUAGACUCCACCGGCGUCCAAAUUGCUGGCUCGCGUGCUGUCGUUCUCGGCCGCAGUGACAUCGUGGGCAGCCCCGUCGCGGCCAUGCUUCGUCACCGGGACGCGACCGUUACUCAAUGCCACAGCCGCACCAAGAACUUGGAAGCUAUCGUCAAGGAAGCUGACAUCGUCGUGUCUGCCAUCGGAAAGGCUCAGCUCGUCAAGGGUGAAUGGCUGAAGCCUGGCGCCGUGGUCAUCGACGUCGGCACCAACUACAUCCCGGAUGCUACGAAGAAGUCUGGCCAACGCCUUGUCGGCGACGUCGACUUCGACUCUGCUGCUGCCGUCGCGUCCCACAUCACCCCCGUGCCGGGAGGUGUCGGACCUAUGACCGUGGCCCUGCUCAUGGUAAACACGCUCAAGGCCGCCGAACGUCUCUGGGAGGAGACGCGUGCACGUCGCAUCAAGCCCCUCAAGCUCGACAUCCUGGCCAAGGUCCCCAGCGACAUCGAAAUCGCUAUGGCGCAGACGCCCAAGCCCGUCGCCCAGCUGGCGCACGAGCUCGGUCUGCACCCAGAUGAGGUCGAGCUGUACGGCAAGUACAAGGCGAAGGUUGAGCUGAGCGUUCUGGACCGCCUUGCCCAUCGCAAGGACGGCAAGUACAUCGUCAUUGCUGGUAUCACGCCCACUCCUCUCGGUGAGGGCAAGUCCACGACCACGAUUGGUCUUGCACAGGCUCUUGGCGCGCAUCUUGGCCGCCCCGCCUUCGCUUGCGUGCGUCAGCCCAGUCAAGGACCUACGUUUGGUAUCAAGGGUGGUGCCGCUGGUGGAGGCUACAGUCAGGUCAUUCCCAUGGAUGAGUUCAACCUCCAUUUGACUGGUGAUAUUCACGCCGUAACGGCUGCGAACAACUUGUUGGCCGCGGCUCUCGACGCACGUAUGUUCCACGAGGGCACUCAAUCCGACAAGGCACUCUACAGCCGGCUCGUCCCAUCCAAGAAGGGCAAGCGCGAGUUCGCUCCUCUCAUGUUCAAGCGUCUCAAGAAGCUCGGCAUCGACAAGACGGACCCGAACGAGCUCACCCCCGAGGAGAUCACCCACUUCGCGCGCCUCGACAUCGACCCAGAGACCAUCACCUGGAACCGCGUCCUCGACACGAACGACCGCUUCCUCCGCAAGAUCACCAUUGGCCAGAACCCAACUGAGCAGGGCCACGAGCGCGUCGCUGGGUUCGACAUCGCUGUCGCCAGCGAGUGCAUGGCUGUCCUUGCGCUCACGACGGGCCUCGCGGAUAUGCGCGAGCGUCUGGGUGCGAUGGUCGUCGCGACCAGCAAGCGCGGCGAGCCCGUCACGGCUGACGACCUCGGUGUCGGAGGUGCUCUCGCUGUCCUCAUGAAGGAUGCUAUCAAGCCCAACCUCAUGCAGACCCUGGAGGGCACACCCGUCUUCGUCCAUGCCGGUCCCUUCGCUAACAUCGCCCACGGUAACUCUUCCAUCUUGGCCGACCGCGUCGCGCUCAAGCUCGCUGGUACGGAGGAGGGCGACUCGUCCGACCGCGUCGGCUACGUCCUGACCGAAGGCGGUUUCGGCGCCGACAUGGGUAUGGAGAAGUUCUGCAACAUCAAGUGCCGUGUCAGCGGCCUCCACCCUGAUGCCACUGUCAUUGUCGCGACCACCCGUGCGCUCAAGAUGCACGGCGGCGGACCGGACGUGUCGCCUGGCAAACCUCUUGCGGAGACGUACACUAAGGAGGACUUGGUCACGCUCCGCGAGGGCUGUAAGAACUUGGCGAAGCAUAUCGAGAACUCGCGCAAGUUCGGCGUCAAGGUCAUCGUCGCCAUCAACCAGUUCUCAUCCGACACCCCGGCUGAGCUCGACCUCGUCCGUGAGCAGGCUCUAGCUGCUGGUGCGGAUGCCGCUGUGGUUAGCAACCACUGGGCGGAGGGCGGUGCCGGUGCCCGCGCGCUCGCAGAGGCGGUCAUCGCCGUCUGCGAGGGCGAGUCGAACUUCAAGUUCCUGUACGACCUCAACCUCCCCAUCGAGAAGAAGAUCGAGAUCAUCUCGAAGGAGAUCUACGGUGCGGACGGCAUCACGCUGAGCGAGCAGGCGCAGAAGCAGGUCGAGACGUACACCCGUCAGGGCUACGGGGACCUUCCCAUUUGCAUGGCGAAGACCCAGUACUCGUUCUCGCACGACCCCAAGCUCAAGGGUGUCCCUACCGGCUUUACCAUCCCCAUCCGCUCCGUCCGCCUCUCGGCAGGUGCGGGCUUCCUGUACCCCAUCCUCGGCGACAUGCAGACCAUGCCCGGCCUUGGCACGCGCCCCGGCUUCUGGGAGGUCGGACUCGACCCCGAGUCCGGCCGCGUCGUCGGUCUCUUCUAG